Sinocyclocheilus grahami is the source of this 2758-nucleotide messenger RNA. Its product is annotated as mitochondrial fission factor homolog B-like. Gene Ontology annotation, cellular component: mitochondrial outer membrane; peroxisome. The record is from RefSeq and is a predicted model, not a curated record. Bases 78 to 935 code for a protein of 285 amino acids. The transcript is spliced from 9 exons. Gene Ontology annotation, biological process: positive regulation of mitochondrial fission. Lineage: Eukaryota; Metazoa; Chordata; Actinopteri; Cypriniformes; Cyprinidae.
GUAUGCGCCGCCCACUUUUGCUCGCGGUCACAUGACGUCACGUACGUCAGUCGACGUGAACUGCGUGAAGGCUAGUUAUGGCAUCUCCAGGGUAUUUUGGUGAUGGUCCUCCGAUGCGCGAGCGUGACCCCUACUUCACUGAGGUCAUCAGCCAGAGGAUGCGCGUGCCUGAGCGGCUGAGGGUCGGUCCAGCGCCACAUGAGCCUGCAGAGCAAAGACAUGAAGAGCUACCUGCUGCCUACAGCAUGCACAUCCCAGACAGACUGGCCUUAACAGAUGCUCCUGAUUUGAGUCCACGACCUCUCUUCACUAAACACACUUCAUCAAUGUGGGACCUGCAGCAUGGGUCCUGGGACAGGGAGGCGUUCAUGAGAGAGCCUGUCCAGAGUCCACUGCGAAGGUCUUACAGUGACCAGGCCUGUGGUCGAACCCCACCUGGAACCCCCACACACUCCAGACAAACACUCCACUCCCAGUCUCCCCGCAGUAUUGGACGCCCACCUGUCGUGCAUACAGACCCGUCCCCACCAAAGCCCCCAGGACUCCCCUCCAUCCCACCCAACCUGCUGUCCCCACAGAGCAUGCUGCAGGCCGCCAAGGAGCUGGGCCAGCAGGCAUCUCAGAAACUCCUCCAGACCGUCACCAAAAUAUACUCCUCCAGGUUUGGUUACCCAGAAAACCAUCCCUCUCAGGCUGUGGAGGUUCAACCUGAUCAAAGCAGGACAAGUGCCUCGCAGGAGUUCUGGCUCGGUCCUGAAGAGGACACAGGUGCUGCUGUCGAGUUCAUGGUGCUCCGCAGACAGGUGGUGAAGAUGAGCAGGAGGAUAGCAGGGCUGGAGAGACAGAACGCAGAGCACAGACAGACAGAGCUGGUGCUGUUCUCUAUGUUACUGUCUGCCUGUCUGAUCAACGGCUGGCUGUGGAUGCGCAGAUGACGGCUCACACUCCACAACACUGCACUAUACAGACAGCACUACAAGAGCAGCGGAGCUGUUUACUGGGAAGUACAGUACUGCACAUAUUUCUAUAGAGAUUUACGAAAUUUGUUCUAAAAAAUGAUGGUCAAUGGAUGGUUUAGAAACCACUUCUAUAGAAGACUCUGAACCUAGACUCGGAUGUGUCACAUGAUCACGGUAGUGACAUGGGCCACUUUGCGUUACAAGUGAUUUGAGGAACUCAAGCAUGUUUUUCUCCUCGUGAGAGUUUCACUGAUGAUGUCAUUCAGUAAUGCAGUCCCUCUGGCUCUUUUGAUCAGACUAGUAGCUAGUAUUUUGGAUUUGAUUUAUUCUGCAAAUUAAGUAAAUGCCGAGAUUUUCUGCAUGCUUUAUUAUGAAAGUAUAAAUAUGAAUGUUUACUGUAUAUUUCCUUUUUUUCUUCCUGUUAGGCAUUUGAAUAGCCUUCAUCCUUUUUAACUCAUUUCCCCAGCCUGAUGUAUGAUGAAUAUUUAAAAUAAUAAAAAUUGUAAUUAGUCUCAGAUAUCUCUCAAUGUCAACAUUAAAUUAGCAAAAUUUGCAUUCACAUGAUGCCUGACAAAGAACAACUAAACACUGCAAAUGGAUCCGUUUAUUAAAAAAUUAAAUUAACCAAGGAAAAAGUUAUUGAAACCCUUUAGACUAUAAACCAAAUUAAAACUGCAAAGCCUUAUACAAAAUCUGCAUGAAAUAAGAUGGGAAAUAAUGAACAGGAAUACAAUUUAAUUCAAAUUAAUCAUCAUUGUACAGUAAUAACAUUGUCAAGCAGCAACUAGAGUGACAUUUUGUAAAGAAACAAAUACUAGUGAAAUGAACGUAAAAACAUUGAUUGGGACACAAGGGUACAUACUAUACAAAAUAAUACAAAAACACAUUCUCGUAAUUCGUCCUGAGAUGGACCGACACAUUCUUCUUUACAAACUAUGAAGUAUCAAAUGUAGCAAGACCAUCAAGAUUAGUUUAGAUAACAAGACUGAGGCUUCAGGUGGAACAAACUGAUAAACGUGGUAAUGAAAUGUUGACUUGCUUGACCAGAUUAGCCUCAAAAUCACUGACCAGUACAGUUAAACUUUAACUGCAUGUAGACCAAUUUAAAGCAUUACAAUAGGGACCGGUUCAGUUUGCAUUCAGGGAACUGUAUUUGAAAUGUAAUGCGCUUGUUUAUCAGUAUUUUGUACCACCUUUGUCUCAGUCCACUUUGGUCCAUUGUCUUUGUCAUUGCCCAAAUUAGAUUAGUGCUCUUCAAACUUGCUGAAACUGUCCGAAAUACACAGCUGUUGAGCAUUGACAAUGGGUGACCUAACAAUUUCAGAUCUUAUCUAAAAAAGAAAGACAGGAAGGAAGAAAAAAGAACUAGUUUCUAUCUCUCGAGUGAAUGAGAAAAGACCGAUUGUGUACAAAAUGUCAAGUACCGACGCACACAAUGUGCUUAACUGAGACUGUGCUCAAAUACUUGAUUACUUGCAAAUGAAUUUGGUCCAAGUUUCCAAAAAAGAAAUAAAAUGUUAUGAAAUAAAAUAUUUAAAUAUAUUUUUACUUUUAGAAUUGUAUAUGGUUGUCUCUUAACCAAAAACUGAACUAUAACUAUGAAACUGCUAUGUUGGAUAUUUCUUUAGCCCUGUAUUUUUGAAAUCAUCAUAUAAUGGCUCCACAUUAGUCACAUGGCAUUUAGGGCUCAGAUGAUUGGCUCAAAACAAGACAUUUCCUGCACCAGCUGACCCCUUAAAGGUAUAGUUCACCCAAAAAUGAAAAUCCUGUCAUUAAUUAAUCAUCCUCAUGUCGUUCCA